GCAGCAACACCUGCAAAACUGUCAAAUAAAUUUUAAAAAGAAUCAAGCUUGAGCUGAGCUGACUUUGGAUCGAUAUAUGAUACGAACAAUAUCAAUGGAUUUUAUACAUUAACUUACGUAUUGAUUAUCACUUUUAUUAAUGAGUUCUACUAUAUGACAAUCAAAGCUUUUGUAAUAAUGGAUAUACCAUUUCCUGAAACGACACCGCGUUUCAUCGACUCGAAAUGGUUUAGUGCAGACACCCCUUGCGACGAAGACGCAGAGUUGACGGCUUUGGAGCAAUCAAACCAGAACUGGUUUAAAUUUAUUUCGUUGCAGUUAAGUAAUGUUGGGCAGCAAUACAAGGCUCGGGCGCCGCUGGGUAAGGCCGACCCGGAGCCCAUGGAGGAGUGUGAGUCGGAAGAGGAAGAGGAUUCAGUGCAAAUAGUGGAAGACUCAGACGAAGUAGAGGAGGAGCCAGAACCUCCAAACAUGAACCACGAUGUGGACUUGUUGCAAAUACACGAGGAUUCUAGCCACGACGACGACGCUGGCAACGUUUACAAUGAACAAGACACGCACAAAAUCGGAGACGACUCUGAUGACGAUUUAGAAUCUGACAACUCACCGCCGUCAACUGAAAACUGGGGUGAUGACGACCACAACGUUUGUUGUGGUGCUACCGCUGGCAACGACGAGUCUGACGAAUCUGAAGAAUCUCACGACGAGGACGAGGAGGAAGAUCUGCAGCAGAGCUACCCGCCGGCGCGGAGCGAGCAGCCGCGCACCCUGGACCUUACCGACUCCUCGGAACCCAACAUGUCAGACCAGGGCACUCUGUGGCCGUAGCCGGGGAUUGACUCAUCCGGAUUUCUAUAAAGGACGAAUGAGUGUUAAGUUUAAGGUGCGAUUGCGGCAACGCAGUUUCCGAAAGGAUUAUUUUAGUUGACGGUUUGGCCGCAUUACAGGCCAUGAUGGCUGUAUAUUGUCCAAGUUUACGAAACGCGUGCCUGUCGAAAUAUUAACGCUCUGAGCGAAUUAGCACGAUGCUUACGCUGGCAUCGAGUCCCAUAGGUACAUUUGGUUUUUACAUUGGCGGUAACGCAGCGACGUAGCAGUGCAGCGUCUAGCGAAUUCGCUCGGAGCGUUUUUCUGUGGCUCAGCGUAACGCACUUUACUAUUAAACUGCACGCUACAGCUUAGCAAAAAAGAGUGAAAUUUGGCAACACUGUAGCGUCGUCCCGUUUUCUUAUAUGUAUUGGUUUGAAAGGGACGACACUACAGGGUUGCCGCUUUUUAAUUUCUACCCUUUUUUGCCAAGCUGUACAGAGAAACGAUGAUGACAAAUAUGUAUGUAGAUAUAAUUAGGUAAAUUUAAUUCCACGAAGGUAAUACUCGUACAUGUGUAGUUACCAUUCAUUUAAAAUGCAGGACUACUUUUUGGUACACACCGGAAUUAAUUGAUUUAGUUUAUAGAUUGUACAAUAUUGUGACGUAAUAUUGUUCAAAUCCAUCCUUUCCUGAAUUAUAGUUCGUUUUUUUAGCAUCAGAAAUAAGGUAAACAAUCUCGAUGUGUCUUUUAAUUGAAAAACACAUUUUAAAAAUAAGUUAUGGCAAAUAUGUAACAAUUAUGAUUCUAAUACGGUCAUUUUUAUUUUUCUGCUUUCAUAAGUAAUAGUUAUUGAUUUUUAAAAAGCGUUUUUAUUAAAAGACAUGUCAAGAUCGCUUACCUUCAUUCAAGUUCUUUCUAAUGCUAAUAAAAAAACGAACUAUAGUUAGGCAUCACCCGGUUUCUAAAAAAAUGAAAAUUAUACACCGUGUUUUUAUUGAAUUCCGUUAACUUCGGGGUAUGGUUAAAUACGUUCAAGAGAACUAAAUGCCAUAGUUAAUUGUAAAUAAAAAUAUUUUUUUGUUUUUUUUUUAUAAAAAAAAAAUGUUUAAAAAGUAAUUAAAUGUAGCAUGUAGCGUUGUUGUAAGACGGGCAUUACAUUUAACUCAACCAAACAAUUGAAAUCUGUGACAUAUCAAUGUCAUUUCGAACAUCGAU
Molecule: messenger RNA, 2026 nt
Organism: Cydia fagiglandana
Lineage: Eukaryota; Metazoa; Arthropoda; Insecta; Lepidoptera; Tortricidae
Product: anaphase-promoting complex subunit 15B-like
Exons: 4
Coding region: 154-828 (224 amino acids)
Biological process (GO): regulation of mitotic cell cycle spindle assembly checkpoint
Cellular component (GO): anaphase-promoting complex
Source: RefSeq, a predicted model, not a curated record